AUGGCUACAAUUCAAGUAGAAAUCGUUAGCGCUGAAGAGGCAAUCUGGACAGGUACCGGAGUCAUGGUUUUCGCGCCUGCGGAAAUGGGGGAAGUCGGUAUUGCCCCGCAGCAUGCUCCGUUGCUUACGCGAUUGAAGCCGGGAGAGGUGCGCGUCCAACAAGAGAACGGUGAUGAACAGUUUUUCUUCAUUUCCGGUGGAUUGCUCGAAGUUCAACCGAACCAAGUAACUGUACUUUCCGAUACAGCUGUCAGAGCUGCCGAUCUGGAUGAAGCGCAAGCGUUGGAAGCUCAACAGAAGGCGGAACGCGAUCUGCAAGACAAGACUUCCAAGAUGGAUCUCGCCAAGGCAAAAGCGGAACUCAUCCAGGCAACGGCACAGUUGCGCGCUCUUCAGAAACUGAGACAAACCCGUCGCUGA
Messenger RNA from Geodia barretti, 420 nucleotides. The record is from the annotation of a GenBank genome assembly. NCBI's taxonomy places the organism in Eukaryota, Metazoa, Porifera, Demospongiae, Tetractinellida, Geodiidae.